Molecule: messenger RNA, 2499 nt
Organism: Geosmithia morbida
Lineage: Eukaryota; Fungi; Ascomycota; Sordariomycetes; Hypocreales; Bionectriaceae
Product: Allantoicase repeat
Exons: 3
Coding region: 1-2499 (832 amino acids)
Molecular function (GO): GTPase binding
Source: RefSeq, a predicted model, not a curated record
AUGGAUAUCGGGGCCGCCGAGAACAGCAAAGGUAGCGGCCAGCAGCGCCCGCGCCCCCUACCCACCGAUCUACCCACCUCCCUCGACGACAGGAGGCAUACGGCCGGCGAGAACUUUGUCAGCGAGACGGAAAUGUACGAUGGCUGGCAGGGGGAGUCGCAGUUCCUCACCACCCCGGCCCCGGCCAAGCCCCUCAACUUUGGCAACCUGUCGCUCGACGACGACGGCGACGACGACAGCUACGGCGCUGUCGGCGGCGGCAUGGUGGCCGGCGGACCCAAGGACAGCGACACGCGCCUCAUGGAGAUGCUGGCCGCUCAGGCGAACCACCUGUCCGGUCCGGGCGUCGAGGACGAGCAGGCCAUCGUCGACGACGAGAAGCUGCCCGAGUCGGAGAAGAAGACUGCGCUGCAAAGGGCCCUGAACAUGGCUGCCAGCAACGGAGACGUGGACAGGGUCAGGGGGCUCGUGACCGGGCCGGCCAAGCCGUUCGUCGACGUCAACGGUCCGGACGAGGAUGGCACGCCCCCUCUCAUAUACGCCAGCUGCUUUGGCCACGAAGCAGUCGUCCAGGCCUUGAUCGAGGCCGGCGCCGACGUCGACAAGCAGGACCAGAACCAGUGGAGCGCACUCAUGUGGGCCAUGACGAACCGCCACAAGGGGAUCGCCAAGCUUCUCCUGGACAAUGGGGCGUCGUCGGACCAGAAGACGUCGUCGGGCCGCACGGCCUUUGACUUUGUGCCGCCCGACAGCGAGAUGUCCUACUACCUCCACGAUAACGGCUACAGCAUCGGCACCAGCGGCAUGCCCGACGACUUCUACAGCCCCGGGUUCUCCCAGGACAGGUUCGAGGAGGAGAUGGCCGAGAAUGAGAUGAGGACCAGGCUCAUGAUGGAGAGUGCCCGAGAUCUCGAGGUUGAUCUGGGCAAUGUGGGGAUGGAUGACCAACCUGAGCCCAUGGACGAACUGGAAGAGGAACAGCAAGAAUUCGACUGGAGCCGGUGUCUGCACGAUCAGAUGUUCGUGUUCCAGGAGCACGAGCUGGACCGGAUCCUAGACAUCAUCAUCACCAAGAUGACGCCGCAGCGGUCGCCGUCGCAGAAACCGGUACCGGCCAACAUGAUAUUCCUGAGCGCGCGGUACGCGCACUACCACUCGAGCGCGGAGCUGCUGGAGCGGCUGCUGGUGACGGCCAUGGACCGGAUCAACGACGUGGUGGAGAGGUUCCAGUGGGACAUGACGAUCCUGGCCUUCUGGAUAUCCAACGCGACGCUGCUGCUGCACUACCUCAAGAAGGACGCCGGCCUGGUGGAGGCGACGUCGGAGUUCCAGGCGCACCUGGCGGAGCUGAUCAACGAGAUCUUCAUACUGAUCGUGCGGGACGCCGAGCGGCGGCUGGACAAGGUGCUGGACGCGGCCAUGCUGGACCACGAGACCAUCCCGGGCUUCGAGGACAUCACCUUUCAGAACGAGUGGAAGCUGUUCAAGCGCAAGAACACGGUCAAGGAGGAGCCUCCCGAGAAGCGGUUCCGGCCGCCGUCGCCGAAGCAGAGGGCCAAGCCGGCGCCGCGCAACGUCACGUCGCUGCUGUCGUCGACGCUGUUCGUGCUGGACCUGUACGACGUGCACUCGGUCAUCGCGGCGCAGAUCGUGUCGCAGCUGCUCUACUGGAUCGGCGCGGAGCUCUUCAACCGCGUCAUGUCGAACCGCAAGUACCUGGCGCGCACGAAGGCGAUGCAGAUCCGGAUGAACCUGUCCAUACUCGAGGACUGGGCGCGCACCAACAACCGGCAGGCGGAGCACUACGAGGCGGGCGACAUGCAGUCGUCGGGGGAGACGACCGGCGACGCGGCGCGGCAGCACCUGGCACCCGUCAUCCAGCUCCUCCAGUGGCUGCAGUGCUUCUCGUCGCUGGGCGCCGACGACCUCGAGGCGCUGGUGGGCACGCUGCAGCAGCUCAAGCGGCUGACGCCGCAGCAGCUCAUGCACGCGGCGCAGCACUACCGGCCCGAGGUGGGCGAGAAGGGCCUGCCCAAGUCGGCGACGAAGUACCUGACGGCCAUACAGAAGGAGGCGGCGCUGAAGCGGGACCGGAGGCGGAGCAGCCGCAACCCGGCAUCGUCGCCGCCCACGACGCCCAAGAAGGUGGCCGGCGGCAUCGGCCAGCAGCAGGCCACGCCCGGGACCGACGCAGGCGAGGGCAACAAUCACUACGGCAACGACGGCCAGAACGGCCACGGCUCGGGCGACGAUACGGACGACGAGGCGCCGGAGCACCUCCUCAUGGACCCGGCCAUGAUGCUGCCCUUCACCCUGCCGUCGGUGACGGACAUGCUGGUCUCGUACGGCGCCGGGUUCGGCGGCGUCAACAGGGAGAGGGAACGCAAGUACAUACCCACGGUGCCGGCCGAGUUCCUGGACAAGUUGGAGAUCAGCGGGGGUCAGCAGCGUAGGGGACCGAUGUUUCAAGAAAAGGAUUGGGAGAAUGAAGAGGUCUGA